AAGGGGUUGACAUGUAUGAACGUUAAGUCCGGGGUCGGGCUGGUCAGAGCCAAGCUGCAGGUGGACAUGUUCGCUGCACCUCACUUUAAAAACAGUCAGCUGAUCGGUCCCGCCUGUAUAAUGUCAGCUCUGGUGCUGUGCAUGGAUGUUGGCUUCUCCAUGUCCAACUCGGCUCCAGGUGAAGAAUCUCCCUUUGAUUCUGCCAAAAAAGUCACCCAGAAGUUUGUCCAGCGCCAGGUUUUUGCAGAAACUAAAGAUGAACUGGCUCUAGUCCUGUUUGGCACAGAUUCUACCAAAAACCCUCUGGACCAAGAUGGCCAGUACCAGCACAUCACAGUGCAUCGUAACCUCGCGGUGCCAGACUUCAUGCUGUUGGAGGAGAUUGAACAUCAGAUCCAUCCAGAGAACCAGCAGGCAGACUGGCUGGAUGCUCUUGUCGUCUGCAUGGAUCUUCUUCAAACACACACUCAAGGGAAGAAGAACCAUCGCCAGAGCAUCGUCCUGCUGUCGGACCUGAACACCGAGGCCAGUUCUGACAACCUGAACGUUAUUGUUGAAAACCUGAAACGAAACGAAAUCACCCUGCAGUUCUUUUUGCCUUUCCCUGUUGAGGAUGAUGACACAGGUCUAGGUGGUGGAGAUGAAAGAGGCCCAGGUGACCGUGGUGCAGGUAAAGGUCUGUCCAGGGAACAGAAGAGUGGCCUGGAGAUGGUAAAGCACAUCAUGAUAAGCCUGGAUGAGGAGGACGGGCUGGAUGAAAUUUACACCUUCAGGAAUGCGAUCGAGCAGCUGUGCAUGUUUAAACGCAUCGAGAGGCGACCCAUGGGCUGGCCCUGUCAGCUGACCAUUGGUAGCUCUUUGUCCAUCCGUAUCAUCGGCUAUAAAGCUGUGACCGAGGAGCGACUGAAGAAAAUGUGGAUGACAGUCGACGCUCAAACCAACCAGAGAGACGACGUGAAGAGGGAGACGGUCUACUGCCUGGACGACGACAACGAGACAGAGGUGCAGAAGGACGACAUUAUUCAAGGUUUUCGGUAUGGAAGCGACAUUGUUCCCUUCUCCAAAUUUGAUCAAGAGCAGAUGAAAUACAAGCACGAUGGGAAGUGCUUUGCAGUGCUGGGUUUCACCAAACAGAACACGAUACUUCGCCAUCAGUUCAUGGGUACGGGUGUUGUCAAGGUAUUUCCUGCUCGUGAUGACGAGCAUGCAGGAGUGGCGCUGUCGGCUCUUAUCCGUGCCUUGGAUGAACUCCAAAUGGCGGCCAUUGUACGAUACGCCUACGACCGCCGCAGCAACCCUCAAGUGGGCGCCGCUUUCCCGCUCAUCAAGCCGAGCUACGAGUGCCUGCUGUACGUCCAGCUGCCCUUCAUGGAAGACCUCCGACAUUUUCAGUACCCUUCGCUUGACAACAAAAAGAUCGCUCCAUCAGAGUCGCAGCUAUCAGCCGUCGACCARCUCAUCGACUCCAUGAUGCUGGUAGGACAAGAUGAAGAUCACGAGCUGAGGGACCUGUUCAAGCCCCACCAUCUUCCCAACCCUGCCUUCCAGAGGCACUUCCAGUGUCUGCACCACCGGGCGGUACACCCGGGUUCUUCUCUUCCCACCAUGGAGCCGUGGCUGGAGGCUGCGCUCGAUCGCCCCGAGAUCAUCAAGGAGCGCUGCCAAGCUCCGCUGGAGGCUUUAAAGAAGCUGUUUCCACUCACCCAAGUGGAGAAGAAAAAACCGCUGAAGACGAGCGCUCAGAUUUUUGGCAAAGACUCCGAGGAGCCAGAUGCCAAAAAAGUGAAGGAAGCGGAAGCAGAGGAGGAGUAUAACCUGGCAGACAUCACUGAAGGUUCUGUUUCUUUUGUGGGAAGUGUUGAUCCAGCCCGAGACUUCCUCGCUCUCAUCAAGCAGAAGAGUCUUCCCUUUGGGGAGGUCUGUCAGCAACUGACUCACCGGAUGGAGCAGUUGCUUAGCAACAAGAACACGCACUACUACAUGAAGAGCAUCACCUGUAUCCAGGCCUUCAGAGAGCAGUCUGUGAAGCUGGGGAAUGCUGAUCUGUUCAACAGCUACCUCCAGUCCAUGAAAAGGAGCAUUCCCAGCAGAGGCCUGGAGGUCUUCUGGGACCUGCUUGUUCAAGACGCUGUAACUCUGAUCAGCAAGGCUGAGGUUGAAGCGAGCACGGUUUCCAAAGACGAAGCUAAUCAGUUUCUUAUGGCUGAGGAAAAGAAGGAGGAGGCAGCUGAAGUCCCAGCUGAAGACACAGGAGAUGUUGAUGACUUGCUGGAUAUGAUGUAAGAGAGGCGGGAAGAUUCGGCAGAAAUCUGAGGAAUGCGUUCUUUGAACCCACUCAGACCAGAUCAGUUCAACCGUCCAUUGUUCAGCUUUUCUCACUGGGAAUCUUAUGUUUGUCUCUGUUAAUGAAUAACUCCAAACAUACAACACAGAGUGGCCUUUUAAUAUUAAUAAUUUGAACAUACUCUGUAAAAUACCUAACAAAACAAACAGUUCAUAAUACUUCAGGGUGACGAGCUUCAAACAUUAAUCUUACUGUCAAUGUUUUUGUAAUUUCCUUUUAUUUGUAGCAUUUUUUAUAUGGGAAAUUAAAAUGAAGUUUUCUGUGCAUUGUAUUAAACUGAAAGCAGCAUCCAGGCUUAUUAUGCUAAAUCAGAUAAUUUGUGACCAAGUAUAUAAAACGUAAUAAAAUUAGGAUGCAUUUA
Austrofundulus limnaeus is the source of this 2705-nucleotide messenger RNA. RefSeq names its product X-ray repair complementing defective repair in Chinese hamster cells 5. The record is from RefSeq and is a predicted model, not a curated record. Gene Ontology annotation, biological process: DNA recombination; double-strand break repair via nonhomologous end joining; telomere maintenance. The transcript has 21 exons. Bases 16 to 2283 code for a protein of 755 amino acids. Gene Ontology annotation, molecular function: double-stranded DNA binding; damaged DNA binding; telomeric repeat DNA binding. Gene Ontology annotation, cellular component: Ku70:Ku80 complex; nucleus. Lineage: Eukaryota; Metazoa; Chordata; Actinopteri; Cyprinodontiformes; Rivulidae.